Molecule: messenger RNA, 1208 nt
Organism: Trifolium pratense (red clover)
Lineage: Eukaryota; Viridiplantae; Streptophyta; Magnoliopsida; Fabales; Fabaceae
Product: vesicle-associated protein 2-2-like
Exons: 9
Coding region: 146-1030 (294 amino acids)
Biological process (GO): endoplasmic reticulum membrane organization
Cellular component (GO): endoplasmic reticulum membrane; plasma membrane
Source: RefSeq, a predicted model, not a curated record
AAGUGGUGAGCCCCACUGAAACGUAACCGACCCCAACCAUCCCAUUCUCCAAUGUAACAAUCUUUCUUUUUCAUUUUCAUUUUCAUUCAAAAUUUAAACUCUCUCACUCUUUCAGAUCAAGAUUUUCAUUUCUCACUAAUCAAUCAUGACUACGGAGCUUCUUCAAAUUCAUCCUUCCGAACUCAGAUUUGUCUUUGAAUUGAAGAAACAGAGUUCUUGUUUGAUUCAACUUGGAAACAAGAUUGAUCAGUAUAUUGCUUUUAAGGUUAAAACAACUUCGCCCAAGAAAUAUUGCGUUAGACCUAAUAUAGGCGUCAUCAAGCCGAAUGAAAAAUGUGAUUUUACUGUUACUAUGCAAGCUCAGCGCACGGCACCACCUGAUAUGAACUGCAAAGACAAGUUUCUUAUUAUAAGCACAGUUGUCCCAUUUGGAAUUACAGAAGAUGAUAUCACAUCUGAUAUGUUUGCAAAAGAUACUGGAAAGUAUAUUGAGGAGAAGAAGCUGAAGGUAGUCCUCAUCAGCCCACCAUCUUCACCAGUUUUGCUACCGGUAAAUGGUGACGUGAAACAGGACCAGUCCAACCAAAUUAAUGGGCUAAAAGAUAGGGUGCUCAGUGGAAUUGAAAACAUACCUCCCCCUCUAAGGGUGUCUGCGGAAGUUAAAGGUUUGGAACCAGCCUUGGAUACGAGAGAGGAUAAAACAGAUGUGGAUUUUGUCCUAAGCCAUGCUGAAAAUGUGGGUGACAUGAACCCAGCAAAAGAUGAUGUGCAGUUGAAUUUAGCAAAGGGCUGUGAGGAAUUGGAGUCAAGGCUAUGUAUGAUGGAUUCAAAGUUAAGAGAGGCUGAGGUAACCAUGAUGAAGUUGAAUGAAGAGAAACGCGCUAACAUUAAAGAAAAAGAUUUGCUAAAGAAUGAAUUGGAGGUGUUGAAGAGGAAACGUAAUGCAAAAGUUCAGGCAGGUUUUCCAUUACUGUUUGUCUGCAUGGUUGCCAUGGUCGGCGUGGCAGUUGGAUACUAUCUUCAUCCAUAAGGCAUAAAACUACUUGUGCAAGAUAGCAAAUGGUCUGAAAUCAAUGGUUUCUCUGUAAUUGUUUAUUAAGAUGGUUUUACUUGAUUGAUGUUAAUGUGACAUGGGAAUGUGUGUAUAGUGUGGACUAGGACUAUCAAUAGAAGCACAAUAACCAACCUUAUGAUAUUUUGAGCUGAAA